AUGGCGGCUGCAGAGUUUGAUUACGAAUUCGUCCUGGAGGACGAGUUCGAUGCCAUGAACAGCUCUCUGGACAAGAAGAAGUCUGUUGACGAGAUCCUGAGCGGCAAAUAUCCUGCCAAGAACCAUGCCCGCAAAGUCGCCCACGAGCUCGGCGUUGACGAGGGCAUCAUUUAUCUCGUCGGUGAACCCGAGCGUCGUUUUCCCGACUCUGAUCAAGGCCCCAAGUUCCGCCAGCAGAGAUACUUUUAUUACCUCUCCGGCGUAGACUACGCCGGCUGCACCGUCACCUACGAUAUUGGCCUCGACACCUUGGUCCUCUGGAUCCCUUACACCGAGCCCAAAAAGAGCCAUUGGUUCGGCUCGACCCCUUCCACCGCCCAGGCUGCCCGUCUGUACGACGCCGACCAGGUGCACUACGCCAGCGACCUCGCGCACUACCUCACCAGCCUUCCGUCCGCCGCCACCGUCUACGUGCUGCACCCCGACCAGCGCCCUCCGCCGCUCGUGCAGCACCAGUCCUUUCGCGCGCGCUCCUCGGACGGCCCGCGGAUCGACACCACCGCCCUCCGACCGGCCAUGAACCGCGCCCGCGAGGUCAAGGACCAGUACGAGAUUGCGCUCGUCCGCCGCGCCAACGACAUCUCGAGCGCCGCCCACCGCCGCGUCGCCCACGCGCUGCUGCGCAUGCGCAACGAGAGCCAGCUGCAGGCCGUCUUCGAGGCCGUCUGCACGGCGCGCGACGCGCACAGCCAGGCGUACCCCGUCAUCGCGGGCGCCGGUCCCAACGGGGCGACGCUGCACUACGGCGCCAAUAAUGCGCCGCUCAAGGGCCACGCCACCAUCGUCCUCGACGCCGGCUGCGAGUACCGCUGCUACGCCAGCGACAUCACCCGCACCCUGCCCAUUUCCGGGUCGUUUUCCCCGCGCGCGGCCGCCAUCAACGACGUCGUCGCGCGCAUGCAGACCGAGUGCAUCGAGCUCAUGAAGCCCGGCAAGUUCUACUACGAAAUCCACAACCACGCUGGCCACGUCGCCGUCGACGGCCUCCUCAAGCUCGGUAUCCUGCGCGGCACCCGCGAGGAGCUCAUCGCCGCCGGCACCAUCUCCGCUUUCUUCACGCACGGCCUCGGCCACCACGUCGGCCUCGAGGUGCACGACGUCGUCGGCGACGCGCCCCUACUCAUGCCCGCGGCCGCCGAGACCGUCGGCAGCUUCCGCCGCGGCAAGCGCACCAUGAUGACCCCUGAGAAGCUCGCCGCCAUGAACAGGUUCAGCAAGGCGACCGCGGCGGAGAAGCAGCGCACCGUCCUGCGCGCCGGCAUGAUCCUCACCAUCGAACCGGGUCUGUACUUCAACCGCGCGUACCUCGAGGGCUUCUUCCGCGAGGACCCCGUGCACUCCAAGCUCAUCGAGUGGGACGUUGUGGAGAGAUACUACCCCGUGGGUGGCUGCCGCACCGAGGACUGCAUCUUGGUGACGGAGAGUGGCUACGAGAACCUGACAACGGCGCCCAAGGGCCAGGAGCUUCUAGACGUGAUUAAUGGACGGGAGAGAUCCAAGCCUCGUGAGUAA
Messenger RNA from Cordyceps militaris CM01, 1572 nucleotides. RefSeq names its product Xaa-Pro dipeptidase. NCBI's taxonomy places the organism in Eukaryota, Fungi, Ascomycota, Sordariomycetes, Hypocreales, Cordycipitaceae. Gene Ontology annotation, molecular function: manganese ion binding; metalloaminopeptidase activity. The record is from RefSeq and is a predicted model, not a curated record. The coding region runs from base 1 to 1572 and encodes 523 amino acids. The transcript has 4 exons.